AUGAAGUACCUUACUCCCUGGGACCACCAGAAGACAGAGUAUGACCCCCUAGCAACAACACGAGCAAGCGCAGAAGAUCACUGACUGCGUCAGACUGGGGAAUAAAAAGUGGGAGGGGAUUGUGGGGAAAUGAAACACCAAACUGUAUAAAAAGAGGAAGAAGAGACUUUCCGGUGCGCGCCGUUGGUGGAGCAGAGACUCCCCGGCCGCCCAGCGCUGUUUUGCUUACUGCCGCUUGCUUUAAUAAACUAAUUUGGCUUAAUUGGCCCUGGCUCUGACCAGUUAUUAUCGCCAACAUAUUACAAAUUUGGUGCCGUGACUCGGAUCAGGGUGACCCGGUGGGAGGCUCUCCCUCGGGGAGGCGCCCCGCAACUUUGCGGCCCCGUUUGGGAGCUGCCCUCUGGGACCUUGACCGACGAACCUUGAAAUCGACAGUAAGCAAAAGAAAGCCGGCAACCCCGUAAUCUUUGUGCACGAAGCCCCGGACGAAGACGCAGGAGUGCAAACAGCUUUGAGAACUGCUGAAAAGGGAUGGACUCACGCUAGUUGAGUGAAAGGACCCAUUUCAGUGGAAGCCGAGAAGCUCUGGAAAGUCACUAGCAUGCCUAGAGAUCUGAAAGUCACCCUUAAGAGAUAAGGACUUGAGACCAGACUCAAGAAAAUUGUUACUAAUGAACUCUGUGCAAUUAAUCCAGGAGACCGGGAUUGGCGAGUUGGCUAGAUUUGGUUACGCUAUUGCUGCUGAUUUUAGGGUUUAUUGUGGGAUUCAAGAUUGUAAUUGUUACCCCUUUGUAUGCUUUGUUUGUAAGGUUUGCCAAGAACGGUGGUGGACUCGUUAUAGAGGCAGAUCGCUGAAGGGAAUUUGUAAGGAGUGCUAUCGAAUAGAGAGAAAAAUUAAUAGGGCAACUUUGAAAAUAGAGGAAAUAACUGGAAAAAUACUGAGACAAUCCCGCAAAUGGUGGGAAGUAUUUACUAAAGGGGCUAAUCCUGAAAAUUAUCGUUACCAUUCCAACAAACCAGCCCCAUUGAUAGUCCAAAUUGCAAAGGGGUGUUGCCCAAAGGUCCUAAGUUAGAUCUGGUGGAUCCGGUGUGACUCACAAGUAAAAGACAAGAAUUGGGAAUCAUACAAGAAUAGAAAGGGGCGCACUGAUAAACCUCCCAGAGAUUACCUCUGCUGCCGAGAAGAUGGAACACCUCGCGGCUUGCAGCAACCAAGUCGGCGGGCGAGGCAGAGAGGUAAGAAGGUGUGGAGGCAAGGCCCCACCGAGUGGGACAACGCCGAGGCGUUGUGAGAAAUGCCCCAGGAUUACUGAUUCCCUGAGAGAGCCCGGGCAAGACACCAAGAAGGGACUCAAAGGCAAACACCUGGAAAUAAGGGAAAGAUUCAAAAUAAAGAGGAUAAUAAGAGGACUGAGACCCCACCCUUUCUGGCAGACUAUUUUAGUGAUUUUGGGAAUGCUUUGCAAUCUGUUGGAAGGGGAAUAUACUCACCAACCCUUUAAAUGGUCUUUGAUUAGAUGGAGUGAUCAAAAGAUUUUACAAUCAGUAAGUGUAGCCGGGUCCCCAGCCUUCCAGGCGUAUUUAUGCGAUUUGGCACCCACCUACCCUUGUUUAAAGAAGCCGGGUUUUUACAUGUGUCCAGCAUCGAACCCAGGAAAGAGUUACUGCAAUUGGCCUGGACAUUAUUACUGUGCCUAUUGGGGAUGUGAAACUAUUGCAUACGGAUUCACACCAGGAGGGGGAUCAGACAAAUAUCUAAGAGUAGGAUGGGGACCGGAAGGAUGUCAGCCCCCUGAGAUAGGCUCAGAUACAGGAAUAAGUCACCCUGGGAAUUGUGAGUACUUAUACCUAAACGUGACACAACCCCAUGAUGGUGGAUGGCUGAUUGGAAGAAUAUGGGGAUUAAGGUAUUGGGAGACAGGAACUGACAGGGGAGGACUAAUUGUUAUUAAAAAAGAACCUCUGCCCAGUGACUAUCAGGUUGUGGGCCCGAACUCAGUAAUUGGCAAAGACGAACUGCCUGAGGUACACAAUAUUAUAAGGGAAUCAAUGGCUAAGUUGAGAGAAGGACUAGAACGAAGAAAGAAAGAGAGAGAAGCACAACAAAGCUGGUUUGACAAUUCCCCCUGGCUCACCACCUUGUUAUCAACUAUAGCAGGACCAGUAAUCUUCCUGGUAUUAGGAUUAAUAUUUGGCCCUUAUAUUUUUAAUAAAAUCGUAGAAACUGUGAAAGGAAGGUUAUAAGCAGCACAUCUAAUGCUUAUCCGGGCCAAAUACGAACAAAUAUCUGAGGGCCCAGAAGUAAUUGAAACCCUUGCCCUAAGCCGUAGAGAAUUAGAACAUUUUAAUGAACAAAAUGGUAAAAGAGAAAAGGAGGGAUUGUGAUAUGCUAUAGGCACUUUGUUCAUUAAAAGUCCUAAUAAGAUUAAAAGAAAGUAACAAGGACUCAAGUGAGAGGGGACUGUGAUUGACUCAGUAAGCAUUGCAUGCACAAAACACAGCUAACCUCAGCAGUUGCUUAGCCGGUUUCAAGAAUUCUCUCCUAGGUCAAAGAAGACCGACGAAGAAGAUGAAGUGCCUUCCUCCCUGGGACCACCAGAAGACAGAGUACAACCCCCUAGCAACAACACAAGCAAACGCAGAAGAUCACUGACUGCGUCAGACUGGGGAAUAAAAAGUGGGAGGGGAUUGUGGGGAAAUGAAACACCAAACUGUAUAAAAAGAGGAAGAAGAGACUUUCCGGUGUGCGCCGUUGGUGGAGCGGAGGCUCCCCGGCCGCCCAGCGCUGUUUUGCUUACUGCCGCUUGCUUUAAUAAACUAAUUUGGCUUAAUUGGCCCUG
Molecule: messenger RNA, 2840 nt
Organism: Sturnus vulgaris (Common starling)
Lineage: Eukaryota; Metazoa; Chordata; Aves; Passeriformes; Sturnidae
Gene: ERVS71-1
Product: endogenous retrovirus group S71 member 1, envelope
Source: RefSeq, a predicted model, not a curated record